AUGUCGGCCGAAAACAACGACGUCCGCGAGCAGAUCCUCGCCAACUCCCGCCUCCUCCUCACCUCCACAACAAGCCCCACCACCCAAGACAACAUCAACAUCGUCGUCUUCGGCCACAGCGGCAUCUUCACCGCGGCCGCCAUGCUCGGCACCACGCCAGCCAUCGAAGGCGCCGAGGGUGCGACACCCGACCUCGCGCGUCGCAAGCUGCUUUUGGCGACCUGCGAGCUGCUCAACACGUACAUUCCGAAGUUGGGGGCUCAUCAGCGUACGAUUCAUGGGGGCGGGAUUUUCGAUGAGGAUUUGAUUAGUAGGGAGCUUAUUCGGGCGGAGAGGGAGAAUGAACUCCUCUCCAGCCGCAUGGUAGACAUCUACGUCGGCGAAGAAGGCACGUGCUGGACCAUCCACGAGAAACUCCUCUGCCACCGCUCCAAGUUCUUCCGCAACAUCUUCUACAGCAAGAGCAGCAAGAACAGCCGCUACGGCCUGCCGGACGAGAGCGAUGAAGCCUUCCAACGUCUCAUUGGCUGGCUGUAUAGCGAUUAUGUCGCCCCGCCUAGGGAGGAGAAGGACUUGUCGCAUAUCCUAGAUCUGUACCUCAUGGCCGAGAAGUUUGAAAUCAAGAAGCUGAUCUUGGAUAUUCUCGAGGCCGUGCGGAAAUGGUACCACGAUACGGACACCUGGCCCAAUCUCCGUCGCGUGCAGUAUAUCUACGCCAACACGGAAUUGGAAUCCCCGAUGCGUCAACUCCUCGUGCAGUGUGUAGCCCGGAUGUUGGUCCUAGGCGACGGGAUGCCGCCGCAUUGGGAACGCGCACUCAGGGCGAACGGGCAGUUGUCGGUGGAUAUUAUUUUGACCGUGCAGAAGUGGCAUUUUGAGCCCCAGAAUGUGCCCGAUGCGAGGCAGGAGAGUGUGGAGCCGAUUAUGGAGGCUGCUGAGGAGAAGAUUGAGAUUAAGAGAGAGCAGGAGGGGGAGGGGGAGGGGGAGCAGUUGCCUAAUGGGGUUGAUCAUGAGGAAGGGGAGGAGGGGGAGGGGGAGGAGCAGGAGCAGGAGGAAGAGGAGGGUGCUGUGAAGGAUGAGUCGUGA
Messenger RNA from Recurvomyces mirabilis, 1086 nucleotides. RefSeq lists its product as uncharacterized. The record is from RefSeq and is a predicted model, not a curated record. The transcript is spliced from 3 exons. NCBI's taxonomy places the organism in Eukaryota, Fungi, Ascomycota, Dothideomycetes, Mycosphaerellales, Teratosphaeriaceae. The coding region runs from base 1 to 1086 and encodes 361 amino acids. Gene Ontology annotation, molecular function: protein binding.